AUGAGUGAUGAAAUUCAUGCUCUUGAGGAAAACAAUACAUGGUUCCUCACUGAUUUACCUCCACAUAAAAAGGCAAUUGGUUGCCGUUGGGUUUACAAAAUCAAAUUCAAGGCUGAUGGGAGUAUUGAAAGAGUGAAAGGAGAUGUUUUUGUUGCUCUUUUGGUAUAUGUGGAUGAUAUCAUUAUUGCUAGUAAUGAUGAUUCAGAAGUUUCUCAUUUGAUUUCUUUCCUUAACAUUCAAUUCAAGCUCAAAGACCUUGGUCCUUUAAAAUAUUUCCUUGGCCUUGAGGUUGCUCGAAGUUCUAAAGGAAUUUCUGUUUGCCAAAGGAAAUAUACUCUGGAGAUUAUUGAAGACACUGGUUUAUUGGCCUCUAAACCAGCUACUUUUCCUAUGGAGUCUAAUCUUAAACUCAGUUGUACCUCUGGUGAUCUGUUACAAGAUGCUACUUCUUACAGAAGAGUAGUAGGCCGUUUGCUCUAUCUUACACUUACAAGGCCUGAUAUAUCUUAUUCAGUUCAGGUUCUUAGUCAAUUUAUGGAUUCUCCUAGGCAACCUCACAUGAAUGCUGCUGUUCGUGUUGUUAGAUAUCUAAAAUCAACUCAUGCUCAAGGCCUUUUCUAUCCAUCUGCUUCUUCUUUGCAUCUUAAAGCUUUUUGUGACUCGGAUUGGGCUGGUUGCCCUGACACAAGACAUUCAGUUACUGGUUUUUGUGUCUUCUUGGGUGAUUCAUUGGUUUCAUGGAAAUCAAAAAAACAAAUGACUGUUUCCCGGUCUUCGGCUGAAGCUGAGUAUCGUUCCAUGGCUUCUACCACAUGUGAAUUGAUCUGGUUGUUUAGUUUGCUUAAAGAUCUUCAUGUUCUUCAUCCUCAACCUGCUUUGUUGUUUUGUGAUAGCCAGGCAGCCUUUCACAUAGCAGCUAACCCUGUGUUCCAUGAACGUACUAAACACAUUGAGGUUGACUGCCACAUUGUUAGAGACAAGAUUCAGGCUGGUUUGAUUCAAACUCUACAUGUUACUACUCAACACCAAAUUGCUGAUUUAUUUACCAAAGCUUUGGGUCAUGGUCCUUUCUUUCAUCUUAUCUCCAAGAUGAAUGUUGUUAAUCUCUUCCCUUCAUCUUGA
Messenger RNA from Alnus glutinosa, 1122 nucleotides. RefSeq lists its product as uncharacterized. The record is from RefSeq and is a predicted model, not a curated record. The transcript has 2 exons. Bases 1 to 1122 code for a protein of 373 amino acids. Lineage: Eukaryota; Viridiplantae; Streptophyta; Magnoliopsida; Fagales; Betulaceae.